Talaromyces rugulosus is the source of this 3165-nucleotide messenger RNA. RefSeq lists its product as uncharacterized. Lineage: Eukaryota; Fungi; Ascomycota; Eurotiomycetes; Eurotiales; Trichocomaceae. Bases 1 to 3165 code for a protein of 1054 amino acids. The transcript has 10 exons. Gene Ontology annotation, biological process: polyketide metabolic process. The record is from RefSeq and is a predicted model, not a curated record.
AUGAAGAGUUCUCUUAUAACAUUUGCUUUAACCUGUGGAUCGGCUUUGGCUGUUCCAACUGCCAACAGGAAUGCCCGAUCCCUAGUUAAGCGGGCCUCUUUGGAUGAUGCCGCCACUGGCUUUGCAAGCUUAAAUGGAGGCACAACUGGAGGCUCAGGUGGCACGACGACCACUGUCUCUAGCUUUGCUGCCUUGGAAACAGCAGUUUCUGGCGACGAUAGCAAAGUUGUCAUUGUUUCUGGAACAAUUACCGAAACUGCGGAUCAGAUCAAAAUUGGCAACAAUACUAGUGUCAUUGGGGAAGAUUCAAGCGCCCAGCUCGUCAAUUUUGGAUUGCUAGUUAAAGAAGCAUCCAAUGUUAUAAUCCGCAAUAUUGGUGUCUCGAAAGUUCUUGCCGAUAACGGAGAUGCUAUUGGUGUCCAGUAUUCUAACAACGUUUGGAUCGACCAUGUCGAUGUUUCUUCUGACACGGACCAUGACAAAGACUAUUAUGAUGGUCUUAUUGACCUCACUCACGCUGCCGAUUUUGUCACGGUAUCCAAUAGCUACAUUCAUGAUCAUUGGAAAGCCUCCCUUGUCGGACAUUCCGAUAAUAACGGGGAUGAAGACACUGGGCAUUUGCGAGUUACCCAGAAUAACAACUACUGGUCCAACAUCAACUCACGCGCUCCGUCUAUUCGGUUUGGCACUGGCCAUAUCUAUAAUAGCUAUUUUGAGAGUGUAAAUGACGGCAUAAAUACUCGCGAUGGAGCCCAGGUUCUGGUGGAGUCGAAUGUGUUCGUGGACAGUGACAAGCCACUGUAUUCGACUGACGACGGCUAUGCGGUGGCUAACGACAACGACUUUGGAGAUGGCAGCAAUGAGGCCCUAGCAGGAACUCUCACCUCAGUCGAUUAUAGCUACGAUCUUCUCGGGUCGUCAAGUGUCAAAGACGAAUCGUUAAAAACCGAAUUGAUUGAAAUCAUGUCGCUCUCUAAUGCGAAACAGUUUAAGCUUACCUCUAACCUGACAAUCCAGGCGCCACUGUCACGCCAGGGCCAUGGACCGGGACUUUUGAUCAUUCGAUCCGCAGCAAAACACGAUCAGCUAAAUAUCAAAGAGACUUUGGAUCCUGAGCCACUUCGAAAAUGGGCAGAAGAAAGCUAUGUUAUUGCCCAAUUGGAAGUAUCGGAAGGCCAUACGACGAUCAAGGAAGAGCUUCGUCAAGCUCUAGAUGCACUGGAAAAUCAUGAAAGAUGCAGUAAGAAAGCUAGUUACGGGAUUAUCGUUUACUCACCCUCGUUAGUUCCUGAUUUGACCCAAGGGAUCGACGAAAACGAGGAAAUUACAGCCGUUGUCUCAUAUGGCGCUUUACCACAAGUGUCCAAAAAACCACAUGUCUACCACUUGGCUGAGGGUGGAACAAAGUCCACGGGUGAAGCUGAGAUAAUCUAUCGAUAUCCAGAGGCCAAGUCGACGUCGUUCAUUCUGCCUUCACAUAAGGACUUCCUGCCGUCAUCAGCAGCUAUUGCACACACUCGAUGUUUGGAGUUUUUGAAAAAGCAACUUGAUGGUCCGUGGUUUGACUUGGAAGAAAUUUGGGACGAGCACACAAAAUUUGAAUUUGAAACACGUUCCGUCGAGAAAACUAUGGGGACUAUGGUCCAAGAGCCAUAUGUCAACCAUAUCCCUACUAUAACCGGCGGUAUUGGCCGGGAGAAGCUAUCUCACUUUUAUGCACACCAUUUCAUCUUUAACAAUCCUAGCGACACUUCUUUAGAGCUUAUUAGCCGCACAGUAGGUAUCGAUAGAGUGGUUGAUGAGUUCAUCUUUAGUUUUUCGCACGAAAAGAUGAUUGAUUGGCUUAUCCCUGGAAUCCCACCUACUGGGAAAAAGCUACGGAUUCCCUUUACGGCAAUUGUGAAUAUCCGCGGCGACAGACUCUAUCAUGAGCAUAUUUCAUGGGAUCAACUGACCGUUCUCUUCCAGCUUGGUCUCAUGCCUGAGUAUCUUCCGAUCCCAUACUCUUUGCCGAAUGGACCAACACCGCAGGCUGGCCACAAAUUGGAAUACCGUGUCCCUGGAGCUGGGAAAGAAACUGCAGAUAAAAUUGUUGAUGAAAGCAGUGUUCCUUCUAACGAGAUGAUUGGGUUUGCGAUGGGCGAUGUAGCCGAUGCAGGCUUCCUCCGAUCCUUCAUCAAGUCUCAAUUCUGCACCAAACCUCGCAAAGCACCAGCUGGCACCAAUCUGUCCGGUCAGGUUGCGAUCAUCACUGGCGGCAGCUCAGGCCUAGGGCUGCACUGUGCACGUCACUUUCUAUCAUUGAAGCUAUCGCAUCUCAUUCUUGCCGUAAGGUCUUUGGAAAAGGGCGAAGCUGUCGCCAAAAAGCUGCGUUCUGACUACCCAGCCUCAAAAAUUGAGGUUUGGCACCUCGAGAUGUCCUCAUAUCCCUCUAUUCAAAAAUUUUGUUCCCGGGCAGAGAAGGAUCUUUCGCGACUUGAUAUUACGAUCCUCAAUGCUGGCUUAAUACAGCCAUCGUUCGACACUUGUUCUACGGGCCAUGAAGAGGUCAUACAAGUAAAUUACUUGUCUACCUUUCUUCUAGCUAUUCUUAUACUUCCCAUAUCCAAAAGGAAGUCAUCAUCGGGGGUUCCAGGCAGACUUACGAUUGUAAGUUCCGGAACAGCCUUGUGGGCGAAGCUCCCCACACAAGACAGGCGGCCAUUCCUAGCAUCGUUUGAUAAUCCUAUCGCCCAUCCCUACAAACCGACAGAGCGAUACUUUGAUUCAAAGGCUCUUGGACAUUUAUUCUUUUCCAAGAUGUUCAGCUAUAUCAAUUCCAAUGAUGUCACUGUCAAUCUAGUCGAGCCAGGCAUGUGCAAGGGAUCCGAUUUACACAGAUUCGCCACGGGAGCUGUUGCCUUGUUUCUCGAGACCUACAAAUCAAUCACCGGGAGAAAGUCCGAGGAUGGGGCUUGGAUGUAUGUCGAUGCCGCGGUAGUAAAAGGAAAAGAGUCUCAUGGGUGCUUCUGCAUGGACUGGGAAAUUCACCCUUUCAUGAAUCUCGUGUAUCUCCCAAAGGGCCAACCCAUAAUUGAGGCGCUUUGGGAGGAGACCAUGGCUGAGUUUCACUUUGCUGGUGCCCGUGAAAUUCUGGAGACGUUCAAACAGAAGGAAACAGCUUAG